GGGCGUCUGGAAGCAGCACCGAAUCACUUUUUAAGUCUCCAGCAACUGAACUCCGCCCAUUGCUGUGUUCUCACUGAAGUGGAGGCAGCAUCACAGAUCUCCAGCGUCAGAUCAACCCGCAUUUAAAGCGCGCACUUCACUUCCACCGCGACGGAUGAAAAGACCUGCCUGAGCCACGACUUAAAGGAAAAAUGUUUUUACGACAUGGCAUUAAAAUGUGCAUCUUUAUUCUUAAAGGGAAGAAAGAAAGCAUUGACUUCUUCAUCAAUCUCAGCAAAAUGAAGAGACCACUCUCUGUUGCUGGCAUCUUGAAGGGAACCCCUGAAUAGGCAGCGGGACAGGGCAGCUCCCCCUCUGCUCGCCGUGGAAAAACCCCCAAUUCAGACCGUGCUUUGGACACCGCGGCUCGCCCCGAUGGGUUGUCUCAACCUCACCAGCAGAAACGAGACUUUGCCCGGCAAACAGCCCUUCGCCGUGCAGACCUCGGCGAUGCUCACCGUCCUGGUGGGCGUGCUCAUUUUGACAACCGUGUUCGGCAACGUCAUGGUGGUGAUCGCGGUGAUCACAAGCCGGUCCCUGAAGGCCCCCCAGAACUUGUUCCUGGUCUCUCUGGCGUGCGCGGACAUCCUGGUUUCCACUUUGGUGAUGCCCUUCUCCUUGGCGAACGAACUCAUGGGCUACUGGUACUUUGGCACGGUGUGGUGUGAAAUCCACCUGGCUUUGGAUGUCCUCUUUUGCACCUCAUCCAUCGUUCACCUGUGUGCCAUAAGCCUGGACAGGUACUGGUCCGUGACCAAAGCCAUCGAGUACAACCUGAAACGGACGCCUCGCCGGAUAAAGUGCAACAUCUGUUUAGUUUGGGUGCUCGCGGCCUUGAUUUCGUUCCCUCCGCUCAUAACGAUGACGAAGAAGGACGGGGGGAAGGACAAUCCCGUGUGCAAGAUCAAUGAGGUGAAAUGGUACAUCAUAUUCUCAAGCACUGCGUCCUUCUUCGCGCCCUGCGUCAUUAUGGUUAUGGUGUAUGUCCGGAUCUACCAGGUGGCCAAGAAAAGAACGAGAGCCUCGCCAGGACAGAGGCAAAGAGAGAACGGCGACUUAGAGGACACCAAACUGGGCAUGGACCCUCUGGAAAAACAGGGAAAAGAAAGAGACGAACUGAAAGAUGGAGAAGAGAUCUGCGGGUUGGAUUUGGAGGAAGAGCCAUCCUCCUCCGACGGGAACGAAAACGUCCUGUGUUCCCUGAGGAAAAAGAGGAGUGGGAGAACAUCCAAAGUGACUCAGGUGAAACCGAAAGAAAGUUGUCCGAAGACGGAGGAUCUGUCCUCUGCGAGAGCGAGCAAGUGGAAGGGGAGGCAGUACAGAGAGAGGCGCUUCACCUUCGUCCUGGCUGUGGUCGUGGGAGUGUUUGUUCUCUGCUGGUUCCCCUUUUUUUUCACCUACACGCUCGCAGCAGUUUGUGACACGUGCUGCAUCCCAGAGACGCUGUUCAAAACCUUCUUCUGGUUCGGUUACUGCAACAGCUCGCUAAAUCCUGUCAUAUACACCAUAUUCAAUAAAGACUUCAGGAAGUCAUUUAAAAAAAUCCUUUGCAAAAGGAACAUAGGAGGUUUGUAAUUUUAUUUUUGACAUAUGUGCAUUAUGCCUGUUUUGCAACUUCUAUUACUUUGUUGCAGCAUGCUAGUCUAUUUAGAGUUUUGAUACUGUAUAACUGUGACAUACUGGAUGAAUAUAU
This is a messenger RNA of Fundulus heteroclitus (mummichog), 1732 nucleotides long. Its product is annotated as alpha-2A adrenergic receptor-like. Gene Ontology annotation, molecular function: adrenergic receptor activity. The record is from RefSeq and is a predicted model, not a curated record. The transcript has 2 exons. Gene Ontology annotation, biological process: adenylate cyclase-activating adrenergic receptor signaling pathway. The coding region runs from base 415 to 1614 and encodes 399 amino acids. Lineage: Eukaryota; Metazoa; Chordata; Actinopteri; Cyprinodontiformes; Fundulidae. Gene Ontology annotation, cellular component: membrane.